Caenorhabditis bovis is the source of this 300-nucleotide messenger RNA. The record is from the annotation of a GenBank genome assembly. NCBI's taxonomy places the organism in Eukaryota, Metazoa, Nematoda, Chromadorea, Rhabditida, Rhabditidae.
AUGUCCUUGGAUUAUAUCAACAAUCUGAUUGAUGGAGCAUCGGAAGAGGUCCGAAAUGCCUAUAACGAGAUUGUUCAAAUAACCGGAACCCCAGACUUCUAUUACAUUCCGAAGAAGCAGCGAUUCAUAAUGGUCAACGCAGUGGUCGAGGAUCUGAGCGGACAACAUCAGGACGAGCUCAUGGAGCUUAACUUAAAAGCCAAAAAGUAUUGCCGAAGUUUGAACGUUGACACUCCGCCGUACACUCUUGGAAAUAUUUUGGGAAGUCGUCUGGGAAAUGGAGCCAUUCUCACGAAAUAA